GCUUUUUUUUAUUUUGGGGCAAAUUAACGUCUGAGUCUGUCAUAAGAGUCGCGAUGUUAUUAAGAACCAAUGAAAAACACAUGUGAAAUGAUUUCAGAAACUUCAAAGAUAACUAAACAAACUUUUCUUACUACUCAGAAUUGGGUAUAUGCAGUGUAGCUUUUCAUUUAAAGUAAAACAAAGCAAAUUGAAAUGUAUUAUCGUCGUCGAGGUGUUUUGUCCCAAAGGAGGACCCGUAGCCUUUCCUUCAACCACCAGAGGAGGCUUUUCCUAAUUGGGCAGCGUGUCUGCCCGACCGCAGGAAGGCCGCCUCAUUGGUCCGCGCAGUCGGGACUCCGGCGGCUUUUCUCUUAGUGCUCAAGGCGCCGACCCACUUCUCUUCGUUCACCCGAGCGCUCCCUUCCUUCGAAGUCCCUGAAGCUGCCAGCCCGAAGGCGUCCAGACUGACCUAGGCCGGGUAACUGCACUGAGGAGCCAUGACAACCCUGGAUGAUAAGCUGCUGGGGGAGAAGCUCCAGUACUAUUACAGCAGCAGUGAGGAUGAGGACAGCGACCACGAGGACAAGGACAGAGGCAGUGGCGCCCUGGCCGGCAGUUCGAUGCCUGCAGAUGCAGAGUUGGCAGGGGAAGGCAUCUCAGUCAACACAGGUCCAAAAGGGGUGAUAAAUGACUGGCGCCGCUUCAAACAGUUGGAGACUGAGCAAAGGGAGGAGCAGUGCCGGGAAAUGGAACGGCUGAUCAAGAAGCUGUCAAUGACCUGCAGGUCCCAUCUGGAUGAAGAGGAGGAGCAACGCCAACAGAAGGAGCUCCAGGAGAAGAUCAGUGGGAAGAUGACUCUGAAGGAGUUUGCCAUGAUGAAUGAGGACCGAGAUGACGAGGAGUUUCUACAGCAGUACCGGAAGCAGAGGAUGGAAGAGAUGCGGCAGCAGCUUCACAAGGGGCCCCAGUUCAAGCAGGUGUUUGAGAUCCCCAGUGGAGAAGGGUUUUUAGAGAUGAUCGAUAAAGAACAGAAAAGCACCCUCAUCAUGGUCCAUAUUUAUGAGGACGGCAUUCCGGGGACCGAAGCCAUGAACGGCUGCAUGAUUUGCCUUGCUGCUGAGUACCCAGCUGUCAAAUUCUGCCGGGUGAAGAGCUCAGUUAUUGGGGCCAGCAGUCGCUUCACCAGGAAUGCCCUUCCGGCCCUGCUGAUCUACAAGGGGGGUGAGUUGAUUGGCAAUUUUGUUCGUGUCACUGACCAGCUGGGGGAAGAUUUCUUUGCUGUGGAUCUCGAAGCUUUUCUACAGGAAUUUGGAUUGCUCCCAGAAAAAGAAGUCUUGGUGCUCACGUCUGUGUGUAACUCUGCCACCUGUCACAGCGAGGACAGUGAUUUGGAAAUAGAUUGAACUGAUAGUCUAGCUGCAUAGAUUUCUCCUUGUUUGGGCUGGAAGACACAUGUCUGUGGAUUUGUUUUUGUUCCUUCCUGUGUUGUGUGGCUUUCCAGCUGUUCUUUGUAGUCCCUUUUAUUAUAUGUAAAGUCAAGAAAUUCUUAGAUUAAACUGGAAUGCUAAAUCACCUUGUGGCUAGCAGUACAAAGUGACUUCAAACUGUAUAAACAGGAAACCAGGCUUUUGAACUGUUUACUUAAGAUUCUCUAGCAUGACAUCUCUGUUAUUGUUUCUAGUCAAUAUUUACAUAACAUCCUAAAGACAGUGUCCUGGAAAUUGUCUUCAGAUGAUCUCAGAGGUCUCUGCCAGGCCUGGGAAUAUAAUUCUAUAGUUAGUGUGUUAUUUGCAACAUAAAUAGUGUGUCCCCUUCAUCAGUGAUUAUAAAUUGUAUUUACUUGUAAUCAGAUGUUCUCUACCGGGGUCUUGUUUAAAGGUUCCAGACAAUGAUGUUUGCCCCAUCAAGAGGGGUGACCUUUGCUGUGGGAGCCAGUGUCCUGCUGAAACGUUACUAAGUCUUAAAUAGGAGGAAGGAUUGAGGCUGACUGUGCUCCUGAUGCUGGAAGGCCAGCUUGAUUUAAAAACAUCAGAGCUGGGUUGGAGCUGGGAAGCCUUUUGAAAUUGGAGGAUCUUUGGAUAAGAUCCUCUUGCUAAUUUCUUUGUCUCUGUCUCUCUCUCUCUUAUUUAACAAUGUGACUUUUUUGUUUAAUGUAGCUUUUAAAAAAAAUUUUUUUUUUUUGCAUAUUUGAAAAGUAAUAUUCAACAGAGGAAAAUUUGCCGCAAUACAAAGUGAAAAUAAGAAAGUUAGAAUAAUGUCCCAUCCAACCAUCUAGGGUAAAACACUAUUAAUAUUUUGGCAUAUUUCCUUCCAACGUAUUUUCUUUGUAUACAUAGACAUUUUGCUUGUUUGUUUUUAAACAAAACAAUGGGAUCAUUCUGAACAUACUGUUUUAUAGUAUGGUCAGCUAAUAUGUAUCAAAAAUUUUUUCAUGUUAUUACUAGUCUACCACAUUUUAAAAAUGGCUCUUAAUAUUCCAUUGUGUAGAUGUGCUGUGAUUUGCUUCAUGGUUGUCUCUUGAAAAACAGCAAAGACUUUUUACUACAGAAGUAGUAGGUGUCCAUUGUAGAAAAUGUGAUAAAAAUUGUUAAGCUAAAAAGAGCCUUUACGAGUCCUAUAAUUCCGCCAACCAAAAAUGAUUCCCAUUAUCAUUUUCACAGGAAUCUUUCUAGGCUUUUUUUUUUUUUCUAUUUGUAUUUGUAUUUGUAUUUGUAUUUGUAUUUAUAAUAAUGAUUGUCAUUUGAAUGUUUUCCUCCUCUUUUUUUUUUUUUUUUUGCUUAAAAUGGUGUACAUUCUAAGGUCAGGGAAAAUGUAAUCUGGAAUGAAAAGAUUAGCUUUAGAAUUCAGUUUUGCUUUUCCUGGUUAUUCAGGAAUUGACUAACUAGAAGGGUCUCACAAAUAUCUGUUGUAGUUAAUCAGUAAGAAGAAAGUGCAUGGUUUUUCUGAUUUAAAAAACUCAUUGUAGACAGUGUAGAAGAAGCAGAGAUAACUGUUGUCAAUGUUCUUGUUUAUUUCCUUCAGUCCUUUUUCACUAUUUUUAGUAACAUUGAGAGCUUAUUGGAUUUAGUUCUGUGUUCUAUUUUAUUAAUAUGAUGCCGUAAAUAAUUUGACAUGUUAAUAAAAAUUCUAAAUAAAUACUUUUUAAUGCCUUCAUAAUAUUC
Panthera uncia (snow leopard) is the source of this 3140-nucleotide messenger RNA. It is a transcript of the gene PDCL, whose product is annotated as phosducin like. Lineage: Eukaryota; Metazoa; Chordata; Mammalia; Carnivora; Felidae. Gene Ontology annotation, biological process: regulation of G protein-coupled receptor signaling pathway. The transcript has 4 exons. The record is from RefSeq and is a predicted model, not a curated record. Bases 477 to 1382 code for a protein of 301 amino acids.